Messenger RNA from Ostreobium quekettii, 3693 nucleotides. NCBI's taxonomy places the organism in Eukaryota, Viridiplantae, Chlorophyta, Ulvophyceae, Bryopsidales, Ostreobiaceae. The record is from the annotation of a GenBank genome assembly.
AUGGUGGAUGUUGGCUGGCCCGGCGAUGCGGUGGGCUUCGGCGGGCCGAUGCCCGGCGGGGGCUGCAGAGUGGAGGCAGCGCUGGGCCUGAUCGCCGACGACCUGGUCUCAGGGGGCCAAGUACUGGAGGCCUCCCUCGCCAGGGCUCUUGUCCUGAUCUCAAAUCUGGGAUCCUGCCAAGAUGGCGGGGCGGGGGGAGCAGAUCGGCGGGGCGGGGCGGCCGGCUGCAGCUCCGGGCACGCGACACACCAGAUGGGGUGCGGCGGUCGGGCGCUGAACUGGGGGAGGGUGGCGGCGUCCUUGGACUUCGACGACUUCUCUGUCGCCAACCAAAGGGCGUUCCUGGCGCUGAUGGAGGCGUUUCAGCACGGGGGAUCGGGGGGAUUCCCGCUGGAGGCGGUGCUGGGCAGCGUUUGGAAGAAUGCCGAGGCGCAGGUGGAGUUUUUGAGGCACGCGGUCGCGGCGCCGUCGCGGCUGUUCCAGUUCCGGCCCGACCAGGCAGUUCUGCCGGUUGGGGGACGGGGCGGCGGGCGGGGGGCGGACGGGGCGGACGGGCAGGCGUGGGUGAGCCUGGACCUACUGGAGACGCUGUACAUGCUGGCCAAGGGCGGCCACGAGGUGGGCGUGCGGCAGGUGCUGGACCAUCUGGUUAGGCAUUGCAAGGAGGUGCUGCUUGUGGCCUUGGAUAGGAUGGGCGUCCCUGAGUGCGCUAUUUUCCAGGAGGCCUACCGCAACCUUGUUGAGCAUUUUUUGAGGCAGGCGGUGUGCUCGUCGGACUGUAACCCUGAGGAGGUGUGCUCAAUGGUGAAGAAUAUGGUGAUGGAGAGUGCGAUGAGUGAGCAGGGUCUGUGUGAUGGCUCUGGUAGUCAGAGCAAGGCAACAGUGUUGGAUGCCCGUCAGUCUGGCUUGGCACAGUGCUCUGUUGCCAAGAGCUUAUCUAUGCAGAGCGUCACACAAGAAUCGUCACUGGUGGGUAUGUCAAACCCGUGGCUGGGGUCGUCGAAGAGCGACAGCUGGGCAGAUGCAAUGCCAGUGGGUGGUGCAAAGGCUGCGGUUGUGAAUGGCAUGGACAGCAUAGACAGCACCAAAGCGUGUGCCACCAACAUACCCCUGAAUCCCAGCCCUGCCCUUCCUGACAUCGAUUCUGCCAAGUCUGGGAAUGGAUUGCAGACCAGGCGCACAAGGGCGAGCCUUGCUGUUGGGCUCUCUGAAGGUCAGCAAUGGGGAGGCACGCUGUCCAGCGAUCACCACCCUCCAAGCAGAACGCUAUCAACAUUCUUCCAGCACAGUACACAGCCAUCGCCUGAGGUCCAAGUCUUGUUGGCUGCCAUCCUGGAUGAUUUUUACGUAUCCCACUCCUUGGAAGAGAGGAUUCGCUCCAGUGUCCAUGGAGAGGACCUGUCCUGGCUGGGUGACUCCCUGCUGUGCAGGUGUUUGACAACCAUGGAACACCCACACGAAGGCUGCCUGGCCCGGGUCGAUGCUCUGCCAGAGCUGAGGGAGUGCAUGGUCAAGUCGGCCUGCCACUGCAUCAGGAAACUCGUGCAUUCGAAGAGGAUCAAGUCAGAUGCGGGCGAUCAGGAGUUGCUUCGACGCCUUGGCUCCUGGCUGGGGCGUUUGACACUUGCCAGGAACAGGCCCAUCAGGCUGAGGGACCUGGACUUGAAGACUGUCAUUAAGACGGCUCAACAGGAAGACUCCUUGCCAGCUGUGCUGCCAUUCCUUCUGGCUUUGCUGAAAGCUACAAGGGGCUCCCCGAUUUUCAACAAAGAGAACCCUUGGAUCAAGGCCAUCUUGGUUGAGUUGGCAGAGGUCCACAUGAGCGAGCCCUUGAUCGCAAGGCCCGAAAUCGACUGCAUUUUGGGCGUCUUUGAUGCGGAUCUGCCAGUUUUGAUCCAGCGCGGCUAUGGCAGCCCCUACCGGGCAAGGCAGCCUGCUGUGGGGGCCUUGUCAGCGCCAGUGAGCAACUUCUACCAAAACCGAGACGACUCACAGGUAUUGCAGGAGCAAGCUCGGCUGUCACAGCACAGAAUCCCUCGACAUCAAGUCCCAGCCUUGCAGCUCCAUGGAAUCCAGCAGAGGUGUCAUGUGGUGAACAGCAGGAGCACUGCUCCCUUGCCGUUGCGAGGCUUGGCGUCGCAGGCUCCCAUUUCGUCAUCUCUGCAGCCUGGCUGGAAUCCUCUUUCACGGGCAGACCAAAGCUGUACAAAGGGCACCCCGCAAUGCUUGACGAGUCAAGGCCAGCCUGCACCGCGUCAGUGGAGCUCAAGUGCCGGUAUGACAGGCCAAGUCCUCACAGACAAGCGGCUUUGCCAACCCACCAUCCGCGGCUCUCAAGCGGGCCGCAGGGCCCCACCUGCAAAGCGUCGAAACAUCGAGCGACCCGAAUGGGGGAAGCCAUGCUCUGGGAGGACAGCCAACACACACAGGACCCCUGGGCCAAUUCAGCGGGGCUGGCGCCGCCCAGUUCUGAAUGACGACAGUGGAAACCUUCGUAGUAUUGCCUGCUCAAGACAGAAAGGAAGGCUGGAGAGGGACAAGUGUGCGAGUGGACUGAUGAACCUGGCUGAGAGUGAAGCACGUGAGGGGUUUGAUAGCACAACGGUUGUGAGGCGGACUGCGAGGCUGCAGCCACAGGAGAGCGGUGGCUGCCAAAGGGAGCAGGAGUUGGAACAGGACAGCCAGGCCAUUGGGAUGACCAUUGGAUACAAAAGGGACAACAAACACACGAAAGACAAAACGAAUAGUAGGAACAGCAACACAUCAAAAACUUCACACUGUAAGAACGGGGGCCUGCACGUUGACUCCAAGUUUCGCAGUGACAUACAAGCCUGCGAGAAAUGCGGAAAUGGCCGCAGUGCUGGUAGAUGCAAGGACAAUAAUUUUGCUGGCCGUUGUGGCCAUGCACCUGGCCUGGUUGCGAUCCAGCAACACCAGUGCAGGCAUGGAGGGUGCUUGCAACAGGGCAGUGGGCACAGGACCAGUGGCUGCAAACGCCAGACUGAAUCAAGGAGCCCUGGUUCAAGCCCCAAGGGUAGGCGGCAGCGUGCGACUGGAAUGACCGAUCCUGCUGGGCUGGCACGGGUGGUCGCAGUCCCUUGCAGGAACGCUCAGCUGAGAGGCCGCAAAGCUGAUGAGCUGGACGUCUGGCCAGGAAGCCAUCAGGUGGUAGACGGUUUGAAAUCGGGCAUCUCAGGCAGGAAAGCAGGUAGUGUGAUGGGGCGCCGUGGCUUGGCAGCAGGUAGGGGGUGUGCGCAAGGGACGCAUUGCACAUCAAGGGCAGGCGCCUCGCCACAAGUCGUUUGCAAGGCGCCGGAGAGAAGGAACGCAACAUCCAGCCCAAGGAGUCGGCCGAAUGGCAAUGCCCGCUGCUCCAGAAUGGCCCGCAGCGAGCGUGGGGCCCAACGCAGUUGGGGGGAGAAUGGACGCAAAGCAAAUGCCCUGCAUGGAAGCGUCAUGCAACAGGCCAACAAGGGUCUAUGCAGGCAUGCCCAUGGCUCAGCCUCUGAUGCGAAGAUCGGGACCUGUGCCCGGCAACGGGCUGAAAAGGGCAAUGGUGACAUAGCCGACGAACGGCGACAUGCAAAACGGAACAAGAAAAUGAGCGGAGGCGGGCGGCCUUACCAGCAGAUGCAGCCUAAGGCAGACAGGGCCAGGCAUCCGACACUGGACAUGUCAGCCAUCUCUGCGUGA